This is a messenger RNA of Danio rerio (zebrafish), 804 nucleotides long. RefSeq names its product atonal bHLH transcription factor 1b (gene atoh1b). NCBI's taxonomy places the organism in Eukaryota, Metazoa, Chordata, Actinopteri, Cypriniformes, Danionidae. The record is from RefSeq and is marked provisional. Gene Ontology annotation, biological process: animal gross anatomical part developmental process; system development. Gene Ontology annotation, molecular function: protein dimerization activity. Gene Ontology annotation, cellular component: nucleus.
GGACUGACUGAGCACGGCAUUCUUUAUAUGCAUUUCUACACAAGCAAUGACUGCAAAAACGAAGCUUUUGCAUUGGACAGAUGGACACUUUCGGGAGGAGUUUUCCAUCUCUGAACAUCCCAGGCUGACCCGGAGUGACCCGCGGGCCUGGAUGACCUCUGCGGCUCCUGAGUACUCCUCUGCCGUGGAGAAUUACGCACGCACCGCCGCUGAUUCUCCAAUGGAAAAGUACAUAUCUAGCCCUCAAGCUGCCUCUGAAGAUCAUCAUGCAGGAUCUAAAGCUCGUCCUGGGAGUAAAGCAUCUGUCAGUGGCCCUCAGAGACACAGGCGCGUGGCCGCAAAUGCGCGUGAACGGCGGAGAAUGCACGGUUUGAACCGGGCGUUUGACAAGCUGAGAAGCGUCAUUCCUUCAUUGGAGAAUGAGAAAAAACUAUCAAAGUAUGACACUCUUCAGAUGGCCCAGAUUUACAUCACUGAGCUCUCCGAGCUGCUGGAAGGAGUGGUGCAGUCUGGUGCACCAGGGAGCCAGAGGACCGCAAUCCCGUACGCUAUUGACGCAACUUCGGGUAACUUCGCUACGGAAAAACACGACAGCACGAACAACGCGAGUGAUGGAGAGUCUUCACAUUUCAGCGACACUGAAGAAGGACACACUGGAGGACGCUGAUUACCACACAUUAAAUGCUAUAGUCAUUUAUAGUACAUAUUCUAGUGUUUUUAAAUCAGGCAGUACUUGAUAUGGGAAAAUAGUUACGCAGCAUUAAUAUAGCCUAUAAUCAAUCAUGUAAACUCAGCACACGUCAA